GCGUACCAGGGACUGGUCGGUGCAGGGCCAAGCGCGCUUUGCCCCAAGCAUCCGAGCUCGGCGCCCCGGUCGUAGGGCAGUGCAGUGCAGUAACUGUCUAACGCCAGUCCCGAGCUCAGCCUAUGGCAGCCAGGUCGCGCAUCAAGGAUGGCCGCAGGGAGCAGCGAGACGCCUUCCGAAGUUGUGUCGAGAUACAGAGAGUGGUUUAGAUGGAGGACGAGGGGGGCAGAUGAUUGGAGGAGGGGGAGAAAGAGGAGGAGGAGGAUGAUCGUAAGGGCAUAGCGCGGCGAAGAAGCCGGUGGCAUCGGCAGGUCAGGGUAUAGCAAGAACAGAGAGCGCAAGAAGGGAGAAGCUAUGGUGUACGGCUGUGCGUGCGUUUGACGAGAACAAGCUAGCUAGCUAUGGUGGACGUUUGCAGGUGCGGUGCAUGAAGGGUAUGAAGAGGGAAUGACCCGGGGUGGGGGGGAAGUGGGGGAGGUGGCUUUUCAGCCAGACCAGACAGAUCAGACGCUAUGGCGAGCAAAGGUCAAAUGCGGAAGUUGAGGAAGAAGAACGGGAUGGCGGCGGCGUCUGCGAAACUUGUUGACGUUCGGAAAUUCGGAGGUAGCGGCACUACCAGUAGCGGUGGCUGCUUUAAUCAGGGCCCUGCGAACGGAUUGGCGGGGAUUGCUCCCGCGGCGGGAGCGGGUCACCCUCCUCCUCCUCCUCCUCCUCAUCAUCAUCAGUACCAUCAGUCGGGAUGCCCAUCCAAAGAGUCCGGACGGGACGCGUGUACCACUACUACCACCUCGAACACUACGGGUAAUUACAAAUACCGAAGUUCUCAAGAUGAGGACGAUGGCGGCGCCAGCAGCGCGGGCGAUUACUCUGAGACCGAGGACGAAGGACUGUCGGGAUACCGACGAGGCGGCUACCACCCUGUUAAGAUCGGGGAAGUGUACAAUUGGGGUCGCUACGUCGUGGAGCGAAAGUUGGGAUGGGGUCAUUUCUCGACAGUGUGGCUGGCUUGGGACGUGACGGCGAAGAGACACGUGGCCCUGAAGGUCCAGAAGAGUGCGGCCCAUUACACGGAAGCGGCCAUGGACGAGAUAACGCUGCUGGAACAGAUCGUCCGCGGAGAUCCCGGCGACGUGUUCCACGUGGUCCGCCUUCUGGACCAGUUCAAGCACAGCGGGCCAAAUGGAAACCACGUGUGUAUGGUCUUCGAAUUGCUGGGUGACAAUUUGCUCACUCUGAUCAAGCGGUACAAUUACCGCGGCAUGCCCAUUCCGAUGGUGAAGGAGCUUUCCCGCCAAAUCUUGAUUGGGCUGGACUACUUGCACCGACAGUUGUCAAUCAUUCACACUGACCUGAAGCCGGAGAACGUGCUCUUGGUGCACCCAUUGGACCCCUCGAAAGAUCCGCGAAAGACAUGUUUGAGGCACGCUAAUUACGAUCGAGAGAAUCAGCAGGAUCAGGGUUUUACCGAUCAGCGAACAGCGGAGGUGAUGACGUCAUCAGCGGCGGCGAUCGAGCCAUCUACUGCCGCCGCCGCCGCCGCCGGCUCAAAGAGUACAAAACCAAUCGCGACGCCCACGACGACGACGAUGGGGAAGGGUGGCCGGGAGUUGCGCGAGGAUGAGACGGGGACGGCGAGUUGGGAAGCGGCGGUGAUGGAGGAGGGGGGAGCCACAGCAGCAGCAGCGACGGCGGCGGCGGGAGGAGCGGGGGAGGCUAGAAACAGCCCCACAAGGAAAGGAGUAGUAGUAGGAGGGACAGAGGGGCUGACGAGGAAUCAGAAGAAGAAGCUAAAGAAGAAGGCGAAGAAGGCUGGUGCGGUGAUGAUCGGCGGCUCUGAUGAUGGAAAAGUUACGGGGGGUGGUGGUGGUGAUCUUGAUGAUAAGAUUUUGACGACGGCGGCGGCAGGGGGUGGCAAAUGCGAGGAAAGGGGAGGAGGGUUGGCUGGGGGAGGAGACGGAGGACCGAUGGCGGCGGGAGAGAGGAGGAACGGGUGCGCCGAUCAGGAACGACAAGUAAUGGACGGCGGCGGUCUAGAUGGCGAAACGAGAUUCGAACUGCUGACCUUAGAUAGCGUCGUUUCGAAACCUAAUAAUGCUACGGCGCCGCCGCCGCCGCCGCCGCCGCCGUCUUCGACGACGGGAACAAGAAGGAAUGGGGAAUCAUCCCCAAACAUAGCUGUUCUUACCCCUCUUUCCCAAACGACGGUGAUGGCGACGAGUGCGAAAGGAGAGAGAGAGGCAAAAUUAGCGGCAGCGAUGGCGGGAAGAGACAGCGUGAUUGUCCAGAUGGCGGAAGGGGAAGGGGGCAAGAUGACAACAGCUCAUUACCAGGAUUUCGCCGCGGGACGGGCGGAGAUCGUUGCGACUGUUCGUGUUAGUAAGGAGGAGGAGCAGAUGAAGUUCCUCAAGAAGUAUCCCCCCCAACCUUCUCCGCCUCUAUCUUCCCUCCAGUGUAAUCAUGCACAAGAUGGAUUUCGGGUAGUAGUAGGAGGAGGAAAAGGAGGAGGCGAUAGUGGAGGUGCUGACGUGGAGAUCAAGGAGGUCGAUGAUGAUGAGGAGGAGGAAAACAGGAGAGGGGGUUUGUUACUUGCCGACGCUGGCAUGAUUGAUAACAACGUCAGCAAACUCCAAGCCGUCAACAACAGCAGGAGCCACAAGUCGUCGUCCUCCUGCUCUCCUCUCGAACGCCGCUCGACUAGAGAGGGUUCUUCCACGAUAGAUUUGACCUGCAAGCUCGUAGAUCUGGGUAAUGCUUGCUGGACUUACAAGCAAUUUAGCAGCGAUAUACAGACUAGACAGUAUCGCUCUCCCGAAGUUUUGCUCGGUGCCAAGUAUUCGACCCCGGUAGAUGUUUGGUCCUUCGCUUGUAUCGUGUUUGAAUUGUGCACUGGCGAUGUGCUCUUCGAUCCCCACAGCGGCGACGGGUUCUCGAGAGACGAAGAUCAUCUGGCGCUGAUGAUUGAGCUCCUUGGAAGAAUUCCGAGGAAAGUUGCAUCCAAUGGCAAGUACGCGAGUUCGUUCUUCAAUCGCCACGGAGAACUACGACAUAUAAAGAAGCUGAGAUUCUGGCCAUUAGACGAAGUUCUGACGCAGAAGUACGACUUCGCGGAGGAGGACGCAAGAGGAGUCACAGACUUCUUGUUGCCGCUUCUGGAUUUCCUUCCAGAACGGCGCGCAACGGCGGAGAUGGCGCUGUGUCAUCCGUGGCUAAACCCUGUGCCGCGAUCGAUGGCCUCGUCAGCAAAAGAGGAGAUCAUCAGGGUGAACAAGGGAGAGAAAAGGGAGGAGAAGGUUGUCAGAGCGAAGCGGCAGCAGCAGCAGCAGCAGCGGCAGCAGCGGCAGGCGGGGGGGAAGGGGGUGGAACAGCGAGUGAAAGGCUUGCUGAUUACGGGAAGAAGAAAAGAUAGUGAACACUGCUCUGAUGACGAUGACGAGAGGGACGACGAUGACGAUGAGGAAGAUGAUGAGCAUGAUGAUCAUCAUCAUGUUGAGAGAGUGGGAGAGAGGAGGUGGUAGGUAGUAGUCGAUGAUCUAAGAUGGUCGAUUUUCAUGUUUUCUCUGAAUUUUUUUUCUUUAAUACAAAACUUGCCAAUGCGAUCUCUCUUCUCAACUGUAGCCGCCCCUUGUGUUUUACUCGUCUCUCCUUUUUUUUUUCACUCUCUCUCUCUCUCUCUCUUCCGUUCAUCCUCGCUGCUCUUUCUUUGUCGUCGUCAUGUCUCCGUGUCUCUUCGCUUCUCUCUCUUUCCGUUUGUUUCCGUUUGGAAUACUGCGAUCAGUUAGUGAUUUGGUGGAGGCUUUAGCUGUUCAUUACGGUCUCGCAUGUUGUGUCUUUUUUUUUCCCUUUUUUCUUUCCUUGUUCCUCCCCCUCCUUAAUCCAAUCCAUCCCUCCGUAACGCAACGGCGCAUUCUCUCUCUUUUUCUUUCUCGAGGAGCCCGCCAACCACUAACGGCCAUCGAAGCAAAUAGGUAGAAUAGACACGGGAACGACCAGGUUUAGAGAUUCUCAGAGUUGUAUACGUACUUGCCUUGCCUUGUUAGCUGCGUUAUGUGUUUUUGGCAGGAACCUGCUUCGGCUAUUUCAUAUUGGUCGGCGGCGCUGUCACUUACAACACUACUAUGUAGGACUUUUUUUGGGUACGUCACUGCAAUCAGACUACUGUUCAGACUACUGUAGCCUCUGUGAGACUGUCAUUUCUGUGCCAGUCCAUCAAUCAAUCAAUCAAUCCAUUAAUCAACUAACCAAUUAAUCAAUCAAUAGCAUCAAUCAAUCAAUCAAUCAAUCAAUUUCAAUCAGUAAAUUAGUGAAUCGAUGAACAAUGCAGAGUGUAAGGAUGUCGAAGGAAAUAUAUAUAACGCUCUAAAGAGAGUGCGUGCUCUUUUCUUAACCUUCGCGCGGCGAUGCGAUGUGCAUCAUGAUAGUUUUUUUUUUCUUUUUUUUAUAAAACCAUCAUCUCAGUUUUGAUGCCAAUUAUGAAUUGACAUCGAUGUGUCUCGGGAGGGAAAGGAAGAGAGGAUCUGAAGAAGUAGGGGGUGAGGGAAGGAGGGAGGGAGGGAGGCGGAUGUCGGCCAGCAGGUCAAGGGGCAUUUGGCAAGUUGUAUGCGUCCUGUAUCUCGUUGGUGGAGGAUUAAUAAUGGAGUUGCGUUCACGACAGUCUCUCUUUCUCUGUCUUUUCUUUUUCUCGCGGAAAUUACGUUUUUACUUAUUUCGAUGAUGGCAUCUCCGAUC
Chara braunii is the source of this 4725-nucleotide messenger RNA. The record is from the annotation of a GenBank genome assembly. Lineage: Eukaryota; Viridiplantae; Streptophyta; Charophyceae; Charales; Characeae.